AAAAUCAUUGCAUAUCUGGAAAGUGUGGGAAGGUCUUGGAUCAAGACAACCAGUACAUUGUCCAUGAACACAUGAAUAUUCAAGAGAAGUCUUCUACAUGGAACAAGCUUAGCAAUGUGAUUCAUGAAUCCCCCCAUUGUACACCUCACAAAUGUAGGGAAUGUGGCAAAUGCUUUACCCAAAAUUCCCAUCUUAGUAUUCAUCAGAAAAUUCAUACAGGAGAGAAACCUCACAAAUGUAAUGAAUGUGACAAAUGCUUUACUUACAAAUCCCAACUUAAUAUUCAUCAGAAAAUUCAUACAAGAGAGAAACCUUACAAAUGCAGUGAAUGUGACAAAGGCUUUACUGACAAAGGCCAUCUGAGAAUUCAUCAGAAAAUUCAUACAGGAGAGAAACCUUACAAAUGUAGUGAAUGUGACAAAUGCUUUACCCACAAAUUCAAUUUGAGAACUCAUCAGAGAAUUCACACUGGAGAGAAACCUUACAAAUGUAGUGAAUGUGACAAAAGCUUUAUUAACAGAGUUAGUCUGAGAAUUCAUCAGAGAAUUCAUACAGGAGAGAAACCUUACAAAUGUAUUCAAUGUGACAAAUGCUUUACUGGCAAAGGCAAUCUGCGAAUUCAUCAGAGAAUUCAUACAGGAGAGAAACCUUACAAAUGUUGUGAAUGUGACAAAUGCUUUACCCAAAAGUCCCAUCUUAGUACUCAUCAGAGAAUUCAUACAGGAGAGGAACCUUACAAAUGUAGUGAAUGUGACAAAUGCUUUUCUGAAAAAGGCAGUCUGAGAAUUCAUCAGAGAAUUCAUAUAGGAGAGAAACCUCACAAAUGUAGNGAAUGUGACAAAUGCUUUACCCGAAAAUCCCAUCUUAAUUUUCAUCAGAAAAUUCAUACAGGAGACCAAACUUACAAAUGUAGUGAAUGUGACAAAUGCUUUACCCAAAAAUGCCAUCUUAUUAUUCAUCAGAAAAUUCAUACAGGAGAGAAACCUUACAAAUGUAGUGAAUGUGACAAAUGCUUUACCCGAAAAUCCCAUCUUAGUAUUCAUCAGAGAAUUCAUNCAGGAGAGAAACCUUACAAAUGUAAUGAUUGUGACAAAUGUUUUACUGAAAAAUGCAAUAUGAGAAUUCAUCAGAGAAUUCAUACAGGAGAGAAACCUUACAAAUGUAGUGAAUGUGACAAAUGCUUUACCCAAAAAUCCCAUCUUAAUAAUCAUCAGAAAAUUCACACAGGAGAGAAACCUUACAAAUGCAGCGAAGGUGAGAAAUGUUUUACUGAAAAGGGCAGUCUGAGAAUUCAUCAGAGAAUUCAUACAGGAGAGAAACUUUAAAAAUAGUUUGUAUGUGACAAAUACAAUACUCACAAUGUCAGUCUGAGAGGUCAUCAGUUAUUUCAUACAGUAGAGAAUCUUCAUAAAUGAAGUGAAUGAGACAAUCUUUUACCUAGAUAUAUCAUCUUAAAAUUCAUUAGAGAACACUUACAGAAGAGAAACUUGAUAUAAUGAGGAUGUGAAUUCUUUACUACUGGCCUAUCUCCUAGAAUGUAUCACUGAAUACUUACAGGCUAGAAACUUAACACAUGCAUUGUAUGAAGAAAAUCCUUUGACUUCAUUUCAUGUCAGAGAGUAUGUCUAAGAACAUUUUAGGGGAAAAUAUUUCUGUUAGAAAAAUGUAGCAUAUGUUUUAUUCACAGUUUAUUCUUCACAACACUUGAACCUCCACACUAGAAAAUCAGUAUGAUUAUGAAAAUCUUGUGAAAAAUUUCAUGCAAUGUUCAAAUCUUAGAUAAUGUCAACUAUGUUGGGAGAAACUGAAAAUGUAGAAAGCUUUUCAUUACACCUUUUUACUUGUUCACCCUCAAAUGUUGCAAGAUGAAGACAAGUUGGCA
Mus pahari (shrew mouse) is the source of this 1882-nucleotide messenger RNA. Its product is annotated as zinc finger protein 665-like. NCBI's taxonomy places the organism in Eukaryota, Metazoa, Chordata, Mammalia, Rodentia, Muridae. Gene Ontology annotation, biological process: regulation of transcription by RNA polymerase II. Gene Ontology annotation, molecular function: DNA-binding transcription factor activity, RNA polymerase II-specific; RNA polymerase II cis-regulatory region sequence-specific DNA binding. The annotation marks the transcript as partial. The transcript has a single exon. The record is from RefSeq and is a predicted model, not a curated record.